AAGGCGCCGUCGACGCCGCGCGACCUCGAGGCGGCGGCGGCGUCCCGCGCGGCCGAGACGCCGACGGCAAACGGCGACGAGAUGGACGUCGACGAGGACGAGGGCGGCGCCGGCGGCGCGCCGGCGGACAGGGCCCGCAAGGAGGACGGGUUCAGCCGCGAGGCCGAGAUCGAGAAGCUGCGCACGGGCGGGUCGAUGACGCAGAACCCGGCGGAGCUGGCGCGGAUCCGCAACAUCUCCAAGGUGCAGUUCGGGCAGUGGGACCUGUUCCCGUGGUACUUCUCGCCGUACCCGGAGGCGUUCACGCAGGAGGACCUGAUCUUCAUCUGCGAGUUCUGCCUCAGCUACUACGGCGACGCCAAGUCGUUCGCGCGCCACCGGCAGAAGUGCACGCUGCAGCACCCACCCGGCAACGAGAUCUACCGCGACGACUACGUCUCCUUCUUCGAGAUCGACGGCCGCCGCCAGCGCACCUGGUGCCGCAACCUCUGCCUGCUCUCCAAGAUGUUCCUCGACCACAAGACGCUCUACUACGACGUCGACCCGUUCCUCUUCUACGUCAUGACCCAGAAGGACGACAAGGGCCACCACCUCGUCGGCUACUUCUCCAAGGAGAAGGAGAGCGCCGACGGCUACAACGUCGCCUGCAUCCUGACCCUGCCGCAGUACCAGCGCCGCGGCUUCGGCCGCCUGCUCAUCCAGUUCUCCUACGAGCUGUCCAAGAUCGAGGGCAAGCUCGGCUCGCCCGAGAAGCCGCUGUCCGACCUCGGCCUGCUCAGCUACCGCCAGUACUGGUCCGAGAACAUCGUCGAGCUCCUGCUCGACUGCAACGCCCGCGACGAGAAGUCCAGCAUCGAGUCCAUCUCCGCCGCCCUCGCCAUGACCACCCAGGACGUCGAGCACACCCUGCAGGCCCUCCGCAUGCAGGUCUACCACAAGGGCGAGCACAAGCUCGUCGUGCCCGACGCGCUCAUCCGCCAGCGCGACCGCGCCCGCCAGAAGAAGCGCCGCUCCAUCGCCCCCGAGCGCAUCCAGUGGAAGCCCCCCGUCUUCACCGCCUCCUCGCGCACCUGGGGGUGGUAGGCCGUCGCCGCCAUCCCCCCCCCCCC
Durotheca rogersii is the source of this 1109-nucleotide messenger RNA. Its product is annotated as acyl-CoA N-acyltransferase. NCBI's taxonomy places the organism in Eukaryota, Fungi, Ascomycota, Sordariomycetes, Xylariales, Xylariaceae. Gene Ontology annotation, biological process: regulation of DNA-templated transcription. The record is from RefSeq and is a predicted model, not a curated record. Bases 82 to 1083 code for a protein of 333 amino acids. The transcript has a single exon. Gene Ontology annotation, molecular function: histone acetyltransferase activity.